CAAUGACGACUCAUGUCAUGUGAUUUUGGGAGCAUAAAUAGUGGAUCAUAAUCAAUCUGUGAGACAGACUGCCUGAUAAUACAGUUUAUUUCAUCCAGGCUUUGAUCACCAGCACACUGCAGAAAUGUGUGAAUAUAGACAACGGAUCUGCCGUCAGCAUACUGCAGCAAUGCCAAUAUGUGGUGGCUUUACCCCAGAGGAGCCUGUCACUCCAGAGGAGGAGAAGAUCUGCCGUGAGGUGAAGUCAGACAUAGAGGAGAAGGCUGGAACCAAUUUUGAUGUUUACAUUCCUUUAAGCUUUGCUUCUCAGAUUGCGGAAGGGACAAACUAUCUGGCGAAGGUGUACGUUGGAGUGGAUAAGUGCGUUCAUGUGAUGAUAUUUCAAGCUCUCCCCUGCAAUGGAGGCGAACUGACUGUGACUGGAGUCCAGCACCCUAAAACCGCCAGUGAACCUCUGAUCCCAUUUGAUGACUAACCACAUGCAGAAAACAGUCUGUCUUCUCUAAUAACAGACACACACAAUGAUCUGCCAUACUGUAUAGAGGAACUAUUGAAAACUGUUUCAUUCUUCAAUAUUAAACUCAAUAUUCAAACUCUCA
Molecule: messenger RNA, 599 nt
Organism: Ctenopharyngodon idella (grass carp)
Lineage: Eukaryota; Metazoa; Chordata; Actinopteri; Cypriniformes; Xenocyprididae
Product: cystatin-B-like
Exons: 4
Coding region: 125-475 (116 amino acids)
Cellular component (GO): cytosol
Molecular function (GO): cysteine-type endopeptidase inhibitor activity
Source: RefSeq, a predicted model, not a curated record